This is a messenger RNA of Durusdinium trenchii, 1290 nucleotides long. NCBI's taxonomy places the organism in Eukaryota, Dinophyceae, Suessiales, Symbiodiniaceae. The record is from the annotation of a GenBank genome assembly.
AUGGCACGUGAUGAAACAGGUCUGCGGAGUUUGCGAAGACCAAAGGAACGUCAGGGCAGAACUAUCACGACGCCCUCUCUCUCGGUCCGGAGGCGCUCCGAUGGCGACCACCGCGGAGACCGGAUCUCGCGCACGAGAUCGGAGUCCAGGCAGAGGCCCAACGGCUCGAACGGCGGCUCUGGAGCCGGUGGAUGGCACAGCGAAGGGGUGCCGAUCGAGAAAGUGCGCCAGGGUGAUCGGAUGCCUGGGAUUGUCACCAACGUUGCUCCCUUUGGAGCCUUUGUAGACGUGGGUGCGGCCCGGAAUGCAAAGCUCAUCCUCGAGCCGCGACUUUGCCGUCGCUUCCAGGCUUUGCUGAAGGAUUUCCUGGGAAGCCUGAAAACCCGGGACCCUUUGACGCUGGAAGCCGCCAAGAAUGGAGCAGAAAUGGUCGCAAAGAGCAGCGUCUUUGUGGAGAACGAGAAGAAGGAACUCUUUGUCGCCUUGUAUGAGCGCAUCGCAGAACUUCGCAAUGCUGCCUUCCCUGGCGGAGUGGAGCCAGCCAAGCCUCCUUUAGAAGAAGGUCAGCAGCAUGGGCAGCAUGAUGUUCCUAUCACCCUCACUGGCGGUCAAGGCAGAGGAAGAUUGGGAGCGGGUGUCGCGCACGCCAACCAGUUGAUGAGUGGCAGCUCGAGAGAAAGUAUGUCAGAAGCCACGCGGGCUCCAAGCCAGUUGGCCCUUCCAGCACUUCCUGCACCUGAAGCUGUUCAGUGUGAACCUCAAACUCCAGCAUCCUGUCCUGCAGCUCGUCCUGAAGUGGCAGCUCCUGUGGUUGACCCCUUGCCUGAACCUCAUGAAGCAGAGCCGGCUGAGCAAAGGCUGCUUGAGCUGGCCAAGCAGAGCUGCAAGGCAAAGACCGACACUGACACUCACCCCACUGGUGCUGUUCAGAUGUCGGCUGAGAAGUUGAAGGAGAUGGCGGAAAAAAGGGACGCUGAGAAAAAGGGUAAGGGUGCCAAGCCCAACUCAAGUAAAGUUGCGAAGACUCCGAAGCAUGCCAAGCCCUACUCAAGCAAAGCUGCGAAGACUCCGAAGCAGGCAAAGAAGCACAAUGAUGUUGCGAAGCCCGGCAAGAAAAAGGUUGUGAAGGCUGUGAAGGAGCCCGUCCAUGGGCAAAAGGGCCGCAAGAGUAGGGGACGCAUUCCUACAAAGGCCAGGCGCUUGAAAAUGAUGCCGAAAGGUUGCUCCACCUGCCGCUUUGUACCCGGAUGCUGCAACAGCUGCUGGUUGAAGAAAGGGUUUCACCCAUGA